Messenger RNA from Diplodia corticola, 2766 nucleotides. RefSeq names its product pentatricopeptide repeat protein. Gene Ontology annotation, molecular function: protein binding. Lineage: Eukaryota; Fungi; Ascomycota; Dothideomycetes; Botryosphaeriales; Botryosphaeriaceae. The transcript has a single exon. The record is from RefSeq and is a predicted model, not a curated record. Bases 1 to 2766 code for a protein of 921 amino acids.
AUGAGCGCCCCGUAUGUCUGCCCAAGCUGCCGUCGCAAUGCACUCCGCCAUGCCGGCGCCCUGCGUGGGCUCUCCCGCACCUCCAAAGCGACUUUCAUAUCCCUCCGCUCCAACAAUCCCCGCCCAGCCCCGGCCAAGGAAACCACCGAUGCCUCGAGUGCGCAGAAAUCGAGCCCCUCCGAGCCCCAAUAUGCAAGUCCGUCCCGCGCCGAUGCGCUUUCGAGCCUUUUUGGCGUCAUUGGGUCGUCCGAUCGGUACUCACGCCCCCAUACCGCCGGCGAAGCCCUCGAUAAACCUCCCCAGCGCCCCCCUGCCCCUCAGCAGAAAGCGACCCAGACGACUCGAGCUGCCUCGGAGUUGCAGGCGAUACUUGACGAUCCGGAUAAGACCACCAACGACGCUUGGGAAUACUUUCAGCGUCACUACACCAGUCCAACCUGUCCAGCUUUGAAAUCAUUUUCUCUACUGGACCUUCGUCGCGUAGUCAGUGGCUCUCAGUUCUGGAAGCUGCAAUCUCGCCUUUUGAAUGACUGGUGCGCUGGUAGGUCGGACAAAUCGCUGCCGAGUCCAGUCGAGCUCGUGCAAAGAUAUAUUUAUUUGGGCAUAAUGAAAUCGGAAUUCUGGCAUCAGGCUCUUUGGACUUUGAACAUGGACGCACUGAAAAAGUUCAGCGCGACUGGCCGACCGGGGACGUCGCUUGCCGAGACAAUGGCCCAGGCCAUGGAACUAUGGGACCUGCUUCUCAAGACUUCGUCUUCGGAGCCCUCCGCAGAAGGACCGCAUUCAUCCACUGGAGUGGAAGUGGAACCCCCCACCCGUAUGUGGUCAUCUCUGCGACUGCCCUGGAACACUGUGCGCCAGAUGACCAGGCCUCAUCGUUUUUUCGGUACACGGCUCAACCAAUUCCUUUCGGCAAUCGAGACACACCAAAACAACCGCAUAGCAUACUCGGCAUUAGUCACCUUUGAUAUUCUCACACGAGACGGCGUGGAAUCAGUACUGGGCGAGAAGUUUUUGACGGAUUCAAUGCCCUUUCUUACCUUCCUCGCGCACAUCAUCCCUGGAUCCGUGCGCAUUCCUCUGCGGCCCAAUGAGAAUACAUCCAAUGACAUGAUCAAGCUCUUGGACCAAUACAAGGUCUCUCCGGAGGAUAGAACUGCAUUGUUAGGCCGAGUCAUGGAUUCGAACACCAAAUGCAUGCAGAUCGUCGGCACUCAUGGUGCGGAGAACCGUUCUGGAAGCUCAGGUGGCCUUGGAGGAGAGGAUCAUGACGGAGGAGGUUCACUAAUCAUUGACGGGGAGGUCAGGCCUCCAAAUGAAGGUCUCGCAAACUUUCAUUACGGACGUAUCAAUCGCGCCUACUUCCAAAAGAGAAGGCUGAUAAUAUACGACUGUUGGUUGGAAGCUCACCAGGCGCUUUCUCGAAAGAAACAAACAAAGGCCGCUGACCCGCCGGUGCCGGCCAAGCUUUAUGAAUUAACCCUCGAAGCCCUCAUGGCCAUGCAACUACCAGAGCAAGCCAUCAAGGUCUGGAACAGGAUGAUCGAAGACGGUGUCAGGCCGACGGUCAAGACUUGGACCGCCAUGAUCGAUGGCUGUGGAAAGGCGAAAGAUACCCGAGGAAUGGAGCAGAUGUGGGCGAAGAUGCUUGACUCUGGCGUUCAGCCGGAUGUGUAUGCUUGGGCCGUACGCGUGUCGGGGAUGAUGCGCGCAGCCAAGUUUCAGGAAGGCCUUGCGGUUCUCGACGAAAUGGCAAAAACAUGGGCCGAGGCGUACAAACGUGCACAGUCGGCAGCAAAGAAGAAGAAGAAAACGCAGGUGGACAUGGCUAACCUCCCAGUAAAACCCACCACGAUCGUCCUCAAUGGAGCGGUUACAAACUUGGCGUCAACGGGCCACAACCGGCAUAUCCUUGGCCGUAUCCUGACGUGGGCCAAAAGCCUCGAGAUCCAGCCUGAUAUUUAUACUUACAAUGCUUUGAUUUCCCUGUCUCUCUUUGCUGGCGACACAGAAGACGCUAUGAAUCUGCUUAAGCAAAUGACGCAAGUCCAGAUAAAGCCGGAUGUUACGACAUUCGGCAUUAUUCUCAAUUCAAUCUUCCGCAGCGGCUCCACAGCCAAACUUUCGCGGGAAGAGCAGAGCGAGAAGGCCAUGGCCACUCUUCGGAAUCUCGAGGCCACCGGGGUCGAGCCUACGGCCCAUAUCUAUGGGACGUUGAUCGACAACUUACUCAAGAGGCACGACAACGAAGCAGCCGCCAGGACAGUCCUUGACCACAUGGUCGCAAAGGGACUUGAAGUUCCACCGCAGGUUUUCACAGUCCUCAUGACUCACUACUUCGAUCGCCAUGACUUCGCGGCCGUCGAUGCGCUGUGGGCUCAUAUAAAGGCGUCCAAGGUGGUUCUUGACACAAUUUUCUUUGACCGCAUGGUCGAGCAGUACGCCAGCAUCAACAAGACAGAGAAAAUGAUGGAAUUCUUCAGACGCAUGUCCGCCAUUGGCCUCUCGCCUGGCUGGCCUGCGCUUCAGCAAGUGGUUGUAAAGCUCGCUGACAUUGGAGACUGGGAUCGGUUCGAAGAAAUCGUAAAUGAUGUCGAGCAGGGAGUUGGCAUUGCGACCAAUGGCAUGAGAGAUUCGCCCAAUAACGUCGUCCAACGGUUCUGGAGGGCUGUUGCGUGGAAGCGGUCGCUGAAGCCCAAGCCGGAGCAAUGGCCGGAGGAGGACUUAACGCACACGGUUGACGAGGGCCACGUCUCGCGCAAUUGA